UAAUAACAUGCGGUGACUUGACACUUUUUUUUAACCCUGUGAUGUCGCUGUGGGUGAUAGAUACAAACAACAAGGAGGAAGUUCUUGUCUUAAACUGAAAUAUUAAUUUCAGUCAAAGGUCAGAAUUUCCAUCAUGGUGAAUUAGGUCAACAGCGGGAUGUAGACAGUACAAUGGAGUACGGUGAGAGACUUGCUAAUUUUCGCCAAACCCGCCUCAACCCCUUUGAUCGCAGUGACGAAGAAGAUGGUCCCCAAGGGGGGAAGACUCCGCCACGACAUGAACCCAGACCUGAGCUGUUCUCUGGGAGCAGAACCAACAGCACAGACCGUGCCAUGGAUCUGGGUCUAGCUGAAGAUCACUUCUCUCGGCCCAUGGGUUCUUUUGUGGCGUCUGACAUAGAACAGCUAAAACUGGCCAUUGAGGAGUGUAAGAAACUGAUCUUGGAGCUGCCGGAACAUUCGGAGAGACAAAAGGACACGGUGGUGAAACUAAUACACCUUCGUCUUAAACUGCAGGAGCUCAAGGACCCUGAGGAAGAUGAACCUAACUUAAGGGUUCUUCUGGAACAUCGCUUCUCCAAGGAGAAAAGCAAGAGCGUGAAACAGACGUGUGACAAGUGUAGCGCCAUCAUCUGGGGCCUGAUCCAGACGUGGUACACCUGCACAGGUUGUUAUUACCGCUGUCACAGCAAGUGUAUGAACCUGAUCACAAAGCCCUGUGUGAGGUCAAAGGUCAGCCACCAGUCGGAGUACGAACUCAGCAUCUGCCCUGAGAUCGGACUGGACAAACAGGACUAUCGUUGUGCCGAGUGUCGUACAGCCAUUUCACUGAGGGGCGUUCCAAGUGAGGCCAGGCAGUGUGACUACACUGGCCAGUAUUACUGCACCGCGUGUCACUGGAAUGACACGGCCAUCGUUCCAGCUCGUGUCAUCCACAACUGGGAGUUUGAACCGCGCAAGGUCUGUCGCUCCUCAUUACGCUACUUGGCCCUGAUGAUGUCACGGCCCGUGUUGAAGCUGAAGGAGAUCAACCCUCUGCUCUUCAACUUUGUGGAAGAACUAGUGGAGAUCAGGAAACUUCGUCAGGACAUCCUGCUGAUGAAACCAUAUUUUAUCACCUGUAAAGAAGCGAUGGAGGCGCGGCUGCUGUUACAGCUUCAGGAUCGGCAGCACUUUGUGGAGAACGACGACAUGUACUCACUACAGGAUCUGAUCGACAUCUCCAGCGGCCGCCUCAGCUGCUCCCUCACUGAGAUCCACACCACUUUUGCCAAACACAUCAAACUGGACUGUGAGCGUUGCCAGGCCAAAGGGUUUGUGUGCGAGCUGUGUAAGGAGGGCGACAUCCUCUUCCCGUUUGACAGUCACACCUCCGUCUGCCACGAAUGUGCGGCCGUUUUCCACAGAGACUGCUACUACGACAACUCCACGACGUGCCCACGCUGUGCCCGGAUGACUGAGCGCAAACAGGACGAGGUGUGAGCGAAGACGUAACUCUGCAGAACACCAGGUGACGAUCCUGGGUGUGACCGCACCUUUGGUUAGUUUUGUGUUUCUGUGUGAACAGAAGUGUCUCCUGGUACAUGAUGAAGCAGGGUAUUAGAAAAAAACAAAACAAAAUUAAUCCAGAACCAAGUCUUCACACAUCAUGGCUAGACUAACAUUUAUUUAUAGGAUUAUGAUUUAACCCGUGGGUGUUCUGUAAAUAUAAACUACCUUGUGAGAAGACGACUGUGGAGGAAAUGCACAUUAAUCCUCAUCUGUCUUUUUAUUUUAAGUGUUAAAGGUCCAGGACCAGAGGAGAAAUGUUAAAGACUGCACUUUUUAUUUUACUGAGAGUAUUACUGAGUAUUUCCUUUGUUUUUUUGUUUUUUUUUUCAUGCCCUACUGGAGGCUACCAAGUGGUUGGUUUAUUAAACUUUCGUAAGGUCCUUGUAACAUUUCCAGACCCUGGAGCUGCAGUUUCUGUGGAGACAUUACUCUACAGCUACCUGCCUGUUUUAGGUGGCGCUAAAAUAACCAGUCAAGGCAGGAAAAAAAAAGCUAACGAUGCCUUCACUGUCCUAGGUCCUAGAUUGCAGCACAGUCGUCUUUGCCCUGAGCCGUUGUUGACAUUGUACUUACAGAUGGUAAAAACCAGAAAACACUUUAUUUGAACAAAUUGCACAUUCCUGGUACAUUUCAGAAUAAGUGAGCUAAAAGUUUUUUUUUUUUUUCAAAAAUGUGAAUUCUCUCUAUUUGUGCUAACAGAUGCAAAUACUCAUUAUUAUUAUUAUUGUUAAUAUUAUUGUCAUUGUGUGACUGAAACAGACGGCGGACACACAGCACUAAACUGUCAGGUUUCAGUCUUAAUGUAGCACAACAUGUCAGAGGACGAAAAGGACAACUCUGGUGACAUCACUGUACACGGUGACCUCAUGUGUUUGUGCUUUGUCCAAUGUUGAGCAUGACAUUUUGUAUCGUUUGAGUCUGGAGGACUGGGUGCACAGUGUUGAUAAACGGCUGUUGUAAAGUCAUGUGGAGUGGAGCAUGAAUAAAGUCAUUAAAUGCCAAAA
This is a messenger RNA of Cynoglossus semilaevis (tongue sole), 2555 nucleotides long. It is a transcript of the gene def8, whose product is annotated as differentially expressed in FDCP 8 homolog. NCBI's taxonomy places the organism in Eukaryota, Metazoa, Chordata, Actinopteri, Pleuronectiformes, Cynoglossidae. The coding region runs from base 172 to 1482 and encodes 436 amino acids. The transcript has 12 exons. The record is from RefSeq and is a predicted model, not a curated record.